AUGGAGGGCCAGUUUGCGGCCCAGGCCCUCCUCGUCGAGCAGCAGCGCCGCAUCAAAGCCCUCGAAACGGAGCUCGCCCAAACCCAAAUGGAGGUCAUACGCCUUCGCGCACAGGUCGCCAUGCCGCAUCACCACCCCGCGCAAAUCCCACACCACAUGUCCCCACAUGACCCUCAUUCCCUUCGCCACCACCCGGCCGUCAUGCAACAGCCACACGUAUCUCAACCCCUUCAUCCACCACAACCGCAACCUCUGGCCCAUCCGCCACCCCACCCGCAUCACCACACACACCCACCGCAACUGACCCACUCACACCCAGACUAUACGUCUCAUCCGCUCCCCGUUUCUUCAUCCCAUCCACGCUCUUCAUCUGCUUCGGCACCACUCCCACCAUCGCAUCCCGUGUCGGCACCGUCGGCCUCACAUCGUCGACCCUCUCCUAGUCUUUCGUCCAACCACACCGCCUCUGCACCUGCCCCGCCCGAAGAGCAGAAGAAGACUAGUUCACGCUACUGGACCGCAGAAGAGCACGCCCGUUUUCUAGAGGGCCUGCAGCUUUUCGGACAAAAGGACAUAAAGGGUAUUUCGCGCCACGUCGGCACCAGAUCCGCCACCCAAGUGAGGACGCAUGCACAAAAGUAUUAUCUUCGCAUCGAGCGAGAGAGGCAAAAGGCGGAACAAGAGGGGAGCACCCCUGCGUCUGCGCCGGACCUCGUGCCGAAUGGAGCCGGCAAGGCUGUGAACGGCGCACACGCAGCGGGCCCUCGCAAUUCCACCUCUGGUGCCGCCAGUGGCAAAGGGAGCACGUCUGAAGGGAAGGGGAAACGUUCCCGUUCAUCUAACCGUGAUAAUGCAGGUCCGAAACACGCUGCACCGACAAAGAACAGCGAAGGCGGGAGCAAAGCAAAGAUCACAGUACCUAGGGGCGAUGGCAAGCUCGAGCCUACGAAAGCAGAUUCUAAGGGCGGCAACGGUGUGAUUGCGCGCAAGGACAGCUGUGGAAAGCCAUUAGAGCGGAAAAGCGGUGCCAAUGGAACAAUUAGCAAGUCAACGGUCCGUGCGAAGAAGGAGAGUGUCGUGUCUGGGCCUAUACAUGACGUAGUGAAUGGAACCAUCAAGCCGGAACAAGCGAAUACCCAAAACGCAUCACACCAACCAGAUGAGAAUAUCCCAGACCAAUUGGAAGAUACUCUUGGUCCCUCUCAGGACGCGGUCGUAAACCCCGAAGUCAUUGCGCAUAUCGCCAUGCCUCUUUCAACAGGUGUGGCGUAUCAGCCCCCACGUUUACCAUCAGGAGCCGCUACGGACGCGAACCAAAUACCUCAGAGAAUCAAUCAGUCAGACAUGGAGACAAUCCCAUCCUCAGCGCAGAGCUACGUAGAUGGGAUGUCUCAUUCAAAGAAUGCACGUGAUGACAUUGCAUCAGCAGGCCAAAACAGCAAGAUGCAAGUUCUCGGCGGGACCUCCCACGGUUUGCCGCCACCAGGUCCAAACCUUGGUGCCAAUAUUCAACGGAGGGGAACUUUGGAUCCUUCUCCUUUACGGCCAACGGAGCAGGUGAGGGAAGAAAGUGGAGUCGUUAGUGAACAUAUUAAGGAGUUCGGGAAGAGAGGAGGCCCACCAUUGUCGAAGCGGAGUCCAAAGAAGCGAUUGAAAAGACCGCCAACUUUAGAACCGCUUCCGGGAGACGUUGCCUCAUCUACUGCCUUCGCAACAGGCACAAAUGCUCUUCCCAUAGUGUCCAAGGCAUCGGCCUCUAGUGCGUCGGGUGCACAAACAAAAGCCGAACAAAAAAUGUACAGUUUAGGAGAGGCUGGCAGCAUGUCAAAUUUGAGAGCGCUGCUACGGGUGCCGGGUGAGGAUCAAGCAGCAGGACCGAGUGGUUCAAAGCCACCGACUCUGAAACGAAACGAGAGUUCGAACUCGGUACUAGCUGACUUAUCGAGAAGUGUAGGGGUUUUAUCCCGAUCGAACUCAUUCAUAUCUCCCAGUGGGAAGGGUGUACAUAGGUCGAACAGCAUUCUGUCGUUGUUGAGUGGAUUGCCAACGGCCAUGCGAGAGUCUCCCAGUUCAGAUAGAUUGAUGAUGAUGGAAGGAGAAGACCGAGUGAUGGCUACGUUAAAGUCCAUGGAUACUGGAAGUAGCGGGGCAAUCGCGGUGCAAGCCGGACCUUCUACACCAGGUCCUAAUCCAAUCAGCACAAUGGGAGAAAGAUCAUUCAGCUUCAGCCAGCUGCAGCAUAUUGGCCUCGAUGACUUAGAGGACCCAAAUGCUGUAGCGUUGGCUUUGCCAGACGAGCAGAAGUGGGGUGAUGGUUGA
Molecule: messenger RNA, 2319 nt
Organism: Chondrus crispus (carragheen)
Lineage: Eukaryota; Rhodophyta; Florideophyceae; Gigartinales; Gigartinaceae
Product: SANT domain containing gene
Exons: 1
Coding region: 1-2319 (772 amino acids)
Molecular function (GO): DNA binding
Source: RefSeq, a predicted model, not a curated record